Phytophthora sojae is the source of this 687-nucleotide messenger RNA. RefSeq lists its product as hypothetical. NCBI's taxonomy places the organism in Eukaryota, Oomycota, Peronosporomycetes, Peronosporales, Peronosporaceae. Gene Ontology annotation, biological process: late endosome to vacuole transport via multivesicular body sorting pathway; vesicle budding from membrane. The transcript is spliced from 5 exons. Bases 1 to 687 code for a protein of 228 amino acids. The record is from RefSeq and is a predicted model, not a curated record. Gene Ontology annotation, cellular component: multivesicular body.
AUGAACCGCAUUUUCGGCAAGAAGAAGCCCGAGGCGCCGCCCGUCAACAUCUCCGAUGUCGGGGGCAAGGUGGACGCGCGGGUCACGGACCUGGACAUGAAGAUUGAGAAGCUGGACCAGGAGCUGCGCAAGUACCGAGAGCAGAUGAAGAAGACGCGAGGCCCAGCCGUUAACUCCAUCAAGCAGCGAGCCAUGCAGACGCUCAAGCGCAAGAAAAUGUUCGAGGCGCAGCGAGACAAGUUGCAGGCGCAGUCAUUUAAUAUCGAGCAGGCGGCGUUUGCGAUCGACACAUCAAGAGACACAAUUACCACGGUAGCCGCCAUGAAGAGCGCAGCGGUGCAGCUAAAGGCGGAGACGCAGAAGAUCGACAUUUCAGAGCUGGAGGACGUGCAAGAUGACAUGGCAGACUUAAUGGAGGACAUGAACGAGAUUCAAGAGAUCAUGGGCCGCUCCUACGGUAUCGGCGACGAGAUCGAUGAAGACGAGUUGGAGGCGGAGCUGGAGGGGCUCGAGGAGGAGUGGGCUGAGGAAGAGGCCCUCGGAGAAGAAGCAGAGCAGGCGCCAUCCUACCUCGCGCCUGCUCAGCACCACGAGCUGCCCGCUGCGCCUUCAGGCUCCUUAGACUCGGGCCGGACUGCUCGCGCCACGGACGAGUUCGGGCUGCCUGUGGCAUCGUACUCAACGUAG